This is a messenger RNA of Cavenderia fasciculata, 1707 nucleotides long. RefSeq lists its product as uncharacterized. Gene Ontology annotation, cellular component: nucleus. The transcript has a single exon. NCBI's taxonomy places the organism in Eukaryota, Evosea, Eumycetozoa, Acytosteliales, Cavenderiaceae. The record is from RefSeq and is a predicted model, not a curated record. The coding region runs from base 1 to 1707 and encodes 568 amino acids. Gene Ontology annotation, biological process: mRNA pseudouridine synthesis; tRNA pseudouridine synthesis. Gene Ontology annotation, molecular function: pseudouridine synthase activity; RNA binding.
AUGUUGGGAUUGCACACAAACAAGAUACGAUCCCUUCUAUUAUCAACAACAUCAAAGUCAUUAUUGAAUUGCUCAAAGUACACGACAACAACAUCGACUGCUCCUCAUUUUACGACAGAUGGUAGUUGCGACAACAAUCAAGAACAACAACAAAUCAAUAUAUUCACAGGAAGACAAGAUAGAAGUACACCAUUUAAAGUAAAAAAAGAUCGAUUCUUUGAUUCACCUUUUCAAAACAAAUCAACAAACAACUCUGAGGAAGCCGAACGAUGGAGAAAGUAUCAAGACGAGAGAAAGACAUCGUUUUUGGAUCAAUGUAAUCAAUUUUAUCAAGAUAAUAAGCAGACCGUAGAGACUAGUUCAGGUCCAUUCUCUUUCAAGGCAAAGACACCUGUUAAUAUGUUGUUUGCCUACGUUGGAACGGGAUACCAUGGACUAGAGUUUCAUAUGACCGAUCAAGACUACCCAACACUCGAAAAUUGUUUAGAGAGAGCUCUCUUUCUCAGUGGUAUGAUCCUUCCUACCAACUUUGGUGAUCCUUCGAGAUUGAAUUGGAGAAGAUCAAGUCGAACCGACAAGGGUGUGCAUUCAAUGAGCACCAUCAUCAAAGCAAAUUUAGAGAUUGACAGAUCGCGCAUGCUCACACCCGAAAAGAUAGCAGACUAUGUAGCAUUGAUCAACUCGAAUCUUCCAGAUGCCUUGCGAAUCAUAUCGAUGGAAAUGACAAAGAAAUCAUUUGAUCCAAGACGACAAGGUAUUGCACGAACAUACCAUUACGUACUACCAAAAAAGUAUCUUGGUGAUAGAUACACAUUAGAUGAAAUCAAUCAAAUCAUAUUACCAAUGUUUAUUGGUAACUUUUCUUAUCAUAAUUUUACAUUAAAAAGAAGAACUUAUAUUAGACCAAAUGAAACAACUGAAGAUAAUAAUAAUAAUAAUAAUACAAAAGAAUUGGAGGAGGAGGGAGAAGAAGAAGAAAUAGAAGAAGAAGAAGAAAUAGAUAAUAAUAAUAAUAAUCAACAACAACAACUUAAUCAAAAACAAUUUAUUACAAAUGAUAAAUAUUAUCCAAAAGAUAGAAAUGCAGAGAUGUCAUUAUUUAGAAGGAAUUCAAGAAAUGUUAGAAGAGUUAUAUCAUUUAAAUUAGAGGAAACAUUUCAAGAGUCUGGUCAGGAAUGGGUCAAGUUUGUCAUUGAAGGAGAGUCUUUUAUACAAUACCAAAUUAGAAAGAUGAUGGGUUUUGUAUUGGCCAUUACCAAUGGCAAGACGGAUCUAAAGACAUUAGAGUUGGCUCUUCAUUCUCCAUUUUCAAUACAUGCACCUAUAGCUCCACCCAACCCACUCUAUCUCUUUGAUUGCGCAUUUAAACAAAAGAGAACCGCCGAAAAUUCUCCAUUAUUCCAUCCAUUCCAACUCACCAACAACCGCGUCAACCAAUUCAAAAAGGAUUUUUGUUCCAAUACCCUUUACCCUCAUCUCAAACAACUCAACGACACGCAGCAAUUCUUUGAAACCUUUAUGGAUCAGGAAUUACCAAUUCACAAGUUUGGUGUUGAAAAGGAGGACCUAGACAAUCUUUUCAACAUGUAUAUAGAAUUUAAAGAGGCUGAUUUAUUAAGAAGAUCAAAACAAGAAAAAGAAAGAGAAGAAAUAAAAUUGGAAAAAGAAAAAGAAAAAGAAAUGGAAAUGGAAAUAAAAGAAAAUUAA